Molecule: messenger RNA, 1893 nt
Organism: Priceomyces carsonii
Lineage: Eukaryota; Fungi; Ascomycota; Pichiomycetes; Serinales; Debaryomycetaceae
Exons: 1
Coding region: 1-1893 (630 amino acids)
Biological process (GO): transmembrane transport
Cellular component (GO): plasma membrane
Molecular function (GO): transmembrane transporter activity
Source: RefSeq, a predicted model, not a curated record
AUGCUGGAAUUGAAGUCUCAAGAAAAAAAGGAAUCAGAUUCUGACCUUGAAAGGUUUUCAUCGAAAAAGGAUUCUCUUUCGAAGCUUGAACAGUCAGAAAAUGACGAAGAUAGCUACAAUGAACCUUUAGAAUUCAAGAAGUCUAGGGGAGUCCUUCUUAUUGAAUCUGUUAAAGAUUUAAUAAAAGAAGAAAAAGGUGGGAACAAAGUGAAAUGGAUUUUGAUAGUUUCAAUAUUGAUUCUCUCAUGGUCGGUGGGUUUGGACCUGUCUACGACAAAGAAUUACGAAGUAUAUGCGACGUCAUAUUACAAUCACCAUACCUUAAUUGCUACCCUAGGAAUUGCUACGAAGAUUAUAAAUGCAGUUGGCCAACUAUUUUUUGCUAAAUUCUCCGAUGUCACCUCUAGACCCACCACCUACGCUGUCGCUUUGUUAUUGUAUGUCAUUGGAUUCAUCAUAAUCCCUACAAGCUCGAAUAUAUCGUCUUAUAUUGUCGGUAAUGUAUUUGGUAAUCUUGGAAGAUCCAUCUUAAGUCUUAUUAAUGUAUAUAUCGUUGGUGAUCUUACCCCAUUGAAGUGGCGUUGUUUCGGUAUUGCUACCUUAUCGUCACCUUACAUAAUACUAUCCUGGUUUUCUGGCCUCGUCGUGAAGGAUAUCCUUGAAAAAAACUGGAAAUGGGGUUACGGAAUGUUUACAAUUAUUGUUCCAGUCUCCUUGUUACCUGGUAUGAUUAGUCUUUAUUAUUAUCAAAGGAAAGCUCAGAAAUUAGGAAUAGUUGAAGAGAAGUCAAAAAGGUUUGGGAUUAAGGUGAAACAAGAUGCUGAGGGCUGGACACAGACCCUUAUCGGUUCUUUUAAAGAAAUCGACGUGAUAGGCUUACUUCUCUUGGCUACAGGGUUGAGUCUUAUUCUUUUACCUUUGUCUUUGUACAAAACAGCUCAAAAUGAAUGGAAAAAUCCCAGUAUAGUUGCCAUGUUUGUUGUCGGUGGCAUUAUUUUGAUCGCAUUCGUUUUAUUCGAGAUAUAUGUUGCACCGUUCCCAUGCAUGCAUAAACUGAAUUUCAAUCGGACAGUCAUUACUGAGAUUUGUUUCAAUAUUUUCUAUUUUAUGUCUUCCGCUUUACGUGAAACUUACUUAUCUUCAUUUGUCUGGAUAUACAUGGACUGGAACAAUAGAAACUGGACGUACUUCAAUAACAUUGUGAUAGUUUCCAAAAGCUUUUUUGGACUCUUCGUGGGCUUACUUCACAGAUUUACUCAUCGUUAUAAGUACUUGCAAAUUAUAGGAAUUUGUAUCGAAAUUAUUUGUGCAGGUGUAUGGGUUAGUGUGAGAGAUGGCAAUUCCGGCACAGGCAAACUAGUUGUAUUGCAAAUAUUUUUGGGUUUGGGAGGAUCCAUGAGUGUUUACAGUUCUCGUACGGCAAUUCAAGCAGCAGUUUCUCAUCAACAUAUGGCAGUAGCCUACUCAAUUCUCAUGUUAUUCUCCAGUAUAGGAAGUGCAAUUGGUAGUGCAAUUGCAGCAGCUAUAUGGAAUAGUAAAAUGCCAACGAACUUGAGAAACUACAUGCCAGAGAGCGUUUCUGAUAAGCAGGUAUUUAAGUUUUUUAGCGAUUUGAGCGCCCUUCGUUCAUAUCCUAUGGGCUCUGAAAUUAGGGAUUCUGCUAUCGAAGCGUAUGUUGAUACCAUGCAUUAUCUAUUAUGCUCCUCAUUGGGAAUUCUAUUUAUUUCCUUCUUGGUUUGCUUCGCUCAAAAAAAUUACUAUUUAGGAAACGGACAGAAUGCUAUUGAGACUACUGAAGACAAUGAACAAGCUGAGGACGACAGAUUUUCUAAGUUUAUGGGACGUUUAAAAUUACCGGAGAGCAUUUUUGGUAAAUUUUCUACGACUUCAUAA